AUUUAGCAAACAGUAGAGGGCAGCAAAACACCCUACCGCGUCUAGUCUGCCGAAUCCCAAAAAAAGAAGAAGAAGAAGAAGAAGCCUGAUCAUGCGAACACUUUCAGAAUGGGUACCCAAGUGAAAGAUGUCAUCAUUAAGCCUGAGGCUCCCAGCACACUGCAGCUGGACAAACAUGCAGAUUACAUCGCUGCCUACGGCUCCAAAAAGGAUGACUAUGAGUACACGCUGUCAGAGUACCUGAGGAUGAGCGGCAUCUACUGGGGGCUGACUGUGAUGGACCUGAUGGGGCAGCUCCCCCGGAUGAACCGCCAGGAGAUCAUAGACUUUAUCAAAGCCUGUCAGCAUGAGUGUGGAGGCCUCAGCGCUAGCAUUGGACACGACCCCCACCUGCUCUACACCCUAAGCGCCGUCCAGAUCCUUUGUUUGUAUGACAAUGUGGAUGCGCUUGAUGUGGACAAAGUGGUGGAGUACAUUAAAGGGCUGCAGCAGGAAAAUGGCUCAUUUGCAGGGGACAAAUGGGGAGAAAUAGACACAAGAUUUUCUUUCUGUGCUGUUGCUACACUUGCAUUACUGGGCAAGAUGGACUCAAUAAAUGUUGACAAAGCUGUAGAGUUUGUCUUGUCCUGUAUGAACUUUGACGGAGGUUUUGGCUGCAGACCUGGUUCAGAGUCUCAUGCUGGUCAGAUAUACUGCUGCUCUGGCUUCCUGUCGCUCACAGGGCAGCUUCACCAGGUGAACGCUGACCUGCUGGGCUGGUGGCUCUGCGAGAGGCAGCUGCCGUCCGGAGGCCUCAAUGGACGACCGGAGAAGCUUCCAGAUGUUUGCUACUCGUGGUGGGUUUUGGCAUCGCUGAAAAUCAUUGGUCGGAUCCACUGGAUCGACAAGGCCAAGCUGCGAUCGUUUAUUCUAGCUUGUCAAGAUGAGGAGACCGGAGGCUUUGCCGACAGGCCGGGAGACAUGGUGGAUCCUUUCCACACUCUGUUUGGAAUCGCAGGGCUCUCCCUCCUCGGAGACGAACAGAUCAAGCCAGUUAAUCCGGUCCUCUGCAUGCCGGAGGAUGUCCUUCAGAGGCGUGACCUGCAGCCUGACCUCCUCAGCUAGCCCUCUGUCAUCAUCCCCCACACACCCACACACACUCGUACACAGCUGCCCUGCUGAACAACCCCACUCCCACGGCUGGAUGUCGGGAGCAGAGAGCGGAGCACCACACAUCUUAGUGUUAGCUACAGACACAUUCUAGAUGCAGGAUUUGGUCUCUGCUCACGAAGGACAAGUCACUUUUGUUGUUUUUACUUCGAGAGGACGGUUUGGAAAAAAUGUUUUGAAGUGUGACCAUCUUUGCAAAAACCUGAAAUCUAUUAGACAACGUUUCUUAGCUUUUGCACACAUGUUAUUCAUGCGGGUGAAUGAUAAAGGAAUAUUCAAUAUGAUUGUGAACAGAUUGUGGAUUGAAACGGAUAAGCAAUAGCACGUUUGCUCUGAUUUCAAUGUGUUGGGGCUUAAGACACUUGACUGGUUUGAAGACGCCACAUCUUUUUUGUUUUGUUGGCAGGAUUUGCCUUUUUCCCCGCACCCACUGUUUCAAAUAAAAAUAACUUCCCUUUAUGAAACGUGAGCAUGUGAAGGGCAAACUCGUGCCAAGGAUAUUUAACAUCUUAUCCACAGUCACAGCUACACUAUUUAUUUAAAUCCAUGUUACUCAGCUAUGUUGUCAUGCAGCUGUGGGCAACGGGUUUAGAUUACCCCCAAACUAAGUGUAAAACAAUCCUGACAUAUUUCAGUCUUAAGUUUUGAUUCUCAAGCUUUGUUUUAGCUAUACUAAUUUGGUAAAAAUAAAAAAAAUUCUUUCAGGAAUAAAUGAGAAUAAUGCUGCACUCUUGUCUUACUAAAUGCAAAAGUUAUCUGUCGUUUGAUAACUGUUCAUGACAAUAUAACAGAAGGUAAAUAAAUCACAUGUUGAAUCUAUUAGUUCUCAGGUUGUCCCCAAUUUAAGUGAUGUAUAUAUAUUGAUUGUAAGCCUAUAAUGUAAUGAUAUGUAAUACAGCACAGCUCUAAAGGAACUGUCCUGGUUAGAGAUUAAAAUCUUAAAAACAACUUGUUGAACUAUUAGGUCUUGUUGUGUUGGGAGGCAGUUAUCCGAAAAGCUUCUUACUGUUGGCAACUUUGUGUGUGUGUAUAUUAAUGUAACUUAUUUUUUAAAUCUUGACUGGCAAUACAUGUUUGGUUUCCUCUCAACAGGGAUUCGGGGGUUGUUGUUUUUUGCAAUAAAUAAGAUUGCAGCAUU
This is a messenger RNA of Cyclopterus lumpus (lumpfish), 2287 nucleotides long. Its product is annotated as geranylgeranyl transferase type-2 subunit beta. The record is from RefSeq and is a predicted model, not a curated record. Gene Ontology annotation, cellular component: Rab-protein geranylgeranyltransferase complex. Bases 109 to 1104 code for a protein of 331 amino acids. The transcript has 9 exons. Gene Ontology annotation, biological process: protein geranylgeranylation. Gene Ontology annotation, molecular function: Rab geranylgeranyltransferase activity. Lineage: Eukaryota; Metazoa; Chordata; Actinopteri; Perciformes; Cyclopteridae.